Molecule: messenger RNA, 819 nt
Organism: Eremothecium sinecaudum
Lineage: Eukaryota; Fungi; Ascomycota; Saccharomycetes; Saccharomycetales; Saccharomycetaceae
Gene: ORA1
Product: oxidoreductase
Exons: 1
Coding region: 1-819 (272 amino acids)
Cellular component (GO): cytosol
Molecular function (GO): oxidoreductase activity
Source: RefSeq, a predicted model, not a curated record
AUGUCUCUUGGAAGAAAAGCUGCUGAACGUUUAGCCGAUAAGACUGUCCUUAUCGUUGGCGCCUCAAGUGGUAUCGGUAAAGCUACCGCAACUGAGUACUGUGAUACUACAGGUGGCCAAAUUAAAUUAAUAUUGGCUGCUAGAAGAUUCAAGAAAUUACAAGAGAUUAAGAAGGACAUUGAGAAGGACUUUCAAAAUGUCAAGAUACAUAUUGUCGAGCUUGAUGUAAGCGACUCAAAAAAAAUCGCUUCCUUUGUUGAAGAGUUGCCUGAAGAUUUUAAGGAUAUUGAUAUCUUGGUUAAUUGUGCAGGUCUGGCUCUUGGACUUGACGAUGUUGGUGACAUUGACCCUGAAGAUGUGGAAACUAUGAUAAAUACUAAUUUUAUAGGUUUAGUCCACAUUACCCAAGCCGUCAUUCCUAUCUUUAAAGCGAAGAAUUCGGGUGAUGUUGUGAAUGUGAGUUCCAUUUCUGCAAUAGACUCGUAUCCUAAAGGCUCUAUUUACUGUGCAAGUAAGCAUGCAGUUAGAGGCUUUACGAAGGCUUUAAGACAAGAAAUGAACAGAAGUAAUAUUAGAGUUAUUGAAAUUGCGCCCGGCUUAGUUGAAACCGAGUUUUUCACUGUACGAUUCAGAGGAGACGAAGAGAAGGCGAAAAAAAUAUUUGAAGUUGCCCCUGCUUUGCACCCUGAUGAUGUGGCAGAUUCAAUCGUCUACGCCACCUCGAGAAAACCAGGUACAACUGUCGCAGAUCUCUUAAUAUUACCUACUCAGACAAUCCCCCUAGCUGAAGUCUACCGUGAAAAAAAAAUAAACGUGUGA